Messenger RNA from Hevea brasiliensis (rubber tree), 1199 nucleotides. RefSeq names its product agamous-like MADS-box protein AGL19. Gene Ontology annotation, molecular function: protein dimerization activity; DNA-binding transcription factor activity, RNA polymerase II-specific; RNA polymerase II cis-regulatory region sequence-specific DNA binding. The transcript has 8 exons. Gene Ontology annotation, biological process: positive regulation of transcription by RNA polymerase II. NCBI's taxonomy places the organism in Eukaryota, Viridiplantae, Streptophyta, Magnoliopsida, Malpighiales, Euphorbiaceae. Bases 324 to 1025 code for a protein of 233 amino acids. Gene Ontology annotation, cellular component: nucleus. The record is from RefSeq and is a predicted model, not a curated record.
AGUCAUUCCCUGUUUUCUUUUUUGGGGAGGGGUCUGUUUUUUCCUCAAUUUACCAAAAGGAGAAAGAGAUUAGGUUCUUGAUAUGUUGGUCUUUCUUUUAUUAUUUCUUUAUUCAAUUAAAUUUUUUUUUGAUCCACUGCUAGGGUUAUAGCCACUGGGCUAGGGUAAUCUUUAACCAAAUUCAAAUCCUUCCUAUAAUCUUUCUAGGGUUUCUGUGAUCUUCCGAUUCUCUUUUUCUGGGCAUUCAAGAUUUCAGAAUCCUUCACAAGCAAUUAUUUUUCCCUCUCUCCCAUUACUCUCACACAUAAAAGGUGUAUGCAAAAAUGGUGAGAGGAAAGACUCAGAUGAAGAGGAUAGAAAAUGCAGCCAGCAGGCAAGUAACUUUUUCAAAGAGAAGAAAUGGGCUCCUUAAGAAGGCCUUUGAGCUAUCAGUUCUCUGUGAUGCUGAAGUUGCACUCAUCAUUUUCUCUCCCAGAGGAAAGCUCUAUGAGUUCUCCAGCUGCAGAUUCUUCAGUAUUAAUAAGACAAUAGAGCGCUAUCAGAAGAAAGCCAAGGAUCUAGGAAUCAGCAUCAAGACAUCUCAAGAAAACUUGCAGAAUAUGAAGGAAGAUACGUUUAGCCUGGCAAAGAAGAUCGAGCUUCUUGAAGUUUCUAAAUUAAAACUCUUAGGAGAUGGGUUGGAACCAUGUUCCAUUGAUGAGCUACAGCAGUUAGAGAGUCAGCUGGAGCGAAGCUUAAUCAGAAUUAGGACAAGAAAGAAUCAACUGUUUACGGAGAAGAUUGAGAAGCUAAGAGAGGAGGAGAAAAUCCUGAUGGAAGAAAAUAAAAGGUUGCGGGCCAAGUGUGGACUGCAACCAAUGGACUUGUCAACAACAACAAUAAAGGAGCAACAUGUAGCAGACAGACAGAGUAUGGAGGUGGAGACAGAAUUAUUCAUAGGUCCGCAAAUAGCAAACAGAAAAAAUAUGGAAGUGGGGACAGAAUUAUUCAUAGGUCCACCCGAGACACGAACUAGUUUCACUUAAAUAGCAGUGCUCAUCUUUUUAAUUUGCAUCCAACUAAAUACUUGUCAAAAUAUGUUACAUAAAGCUAACUAAAGGAGCAGAGGCACGAAACUUUGAUUAGUGAGUAGAAACAAAUUGUGUGAACAAGUGUAUAUUUUCGGAUAUGAUUGUCUUAUAUAUGGCAUUAUUCUCUUA